Molecule: messenger RNA, 4394 nt
Organism: Pecten maximus
Lineage: Eukaryota; Metazoa; Mollusca; Bivalvia; Pectinida; Pectinidae
Exons: 5
Coding region: 137-3586 (1149 amino acids)
Source: RefSeq, a predicted model, not a curated record
CAAAUUUCUCGUUUCUCCGCCGCUUUCGGCAACGCACGCUACACAAGUUUGGGAUCCUGUGAUGUUUGUCCCGGUUGCAGAAAGGUCGGCGAAAUAUCGGAUAUAAAACCCCAAAGGUAGAGCAACAGAUAGAGCUAUGCCUGGUGUGAAGCGUAAAGCCUCUACCACACCUGGGGAGAAACUUCCAGCUAAACUUAAGAAGCAGUCCACAAGUGUAAACUUGGAUAGAGCUAUCGUUACCUCAACACAGAAAACAUCCCAGAAAACUACACUCUCAAAAAUCAAGGAAAGUAGUGCACUCUCAAAAACCAAGGACAGUCCUAAAAGGUUUGCUGGAGAGAAAAAGGUUAAGAAGUCUCUGCCUUCCUUACCUAGAUUCCCUACGCUAGUACCAACAAAACCAGCUGCUUCCUCCGGAUCGGAUUUUGUGUUCAAUGUUUCUCCAGCUUCCAGUCCCAAAAAAGAAUUAAAUGUAUCAUCUAAGUCAUCAUCCAGUGAAAUACCUGGACUGAGGAAAGAAACUACAACAUUAAUAAAGACAGACGAUUGUCCUGGUAAUAAAGCUUCCAACAUAGAAAAGAGUGUGUUACGAUUAUCGUCGGGUUCUUACGUAGGUAGAAUCAUGAACAAGGAUGUCGAUGAUCAGAUGUUGCCUUCGCUGGAAUCCCUGGCUGUUUACGAACAAAAACAGAAAAGUAAGACAUCGGACGCCCCAUUUACUUGGGACAUGACAGAUACUGAUAGUUGUCCUGUACGGAAAUCUGUUUAUGAUGUUAAUGCCGUUUUGAACUUGUUAGACCAAGAAAACUCGCCAACCAAAUGCAGCUUAGGUGACAACACCAGUGACAAUGACAGUGAUGCGCCUCCUGUUCUUCAGGCUGAGGUGUACGAUGCCACGUCGUGUGAAGACUACGAUGAUGACGCAGCUGUACCAACUCUAACCUGUAUGGGUACCCCUUCAAAAUCUUCAAGCAAAUCUCCACGUAAAAUGACCGGUGGUCCGAGAGAAGUAGUGUUUUCAUUCGACACAACAGGCUCCAUGUAUAACUACAUGGAAGAGGCCAGCUACAGGAUGCGAGAACUCAUGAACCGGGUCAAAGACGACAUGCCAGGAACUCGUCUGGCCUUUGUUGCUCAUGGUGAUUAUUAUGAUCUGGCAAACGACAGAUAUCUUAUUAAGUGGAUAGACUUUGGGGCCAGUGUUGAUGAAGUUGAUACAUUCUUUGAAAACCUUCCCAUCACGCACGGCGGUGAUGCUGACGAAUGUUAUGAGCUAGUCUUACGUAAAGUGCGCGAGUCCCUGUCCUGGACCCCGGGUAGCCAGCGCAGUCUUGUUAUCAUCGGGGACUCUGAUCCCCAUGAGCCUGGAUACAAGUUCAAUGAUUUUGUCAAUGAUAUUGACUGGAGGCAGGACACUCAACUUCUUAAUGAGAUGGGUGUCAGGAUCUAUGCUCUACAGGUCGGCUACACCUCCAACUUCUACAGACAGAUUUCACAGAUGACUGGGGGAGCUCACCUUCGUAUCGAGAACACAGAUUUUACCUAUGACACACUGAUAUCUAUAUGUCUGAGGGAAGGAGGUCUCCGCCAUCUUAAGGCUUAUGAGCACGAGGUCCGAUCUGCAGCCAAGAAGUCUGGGGCCAAUGGAGGGACUCUCGACCUGGAACUGGAGCGUCUCUUUAGUUCUCUGAAAAGUAUAGCUGACAACAAAUCUCUCAAACAGCGAGAGAGAGAAAACAAACUGAAGGCUCGGGUCCUAGAGAUGACUACCGGUCCUAAAAUAUCAUCUCUUACAAAGAGACCAUCUGAAAAGGAAGCUACUAUUUCUGACAAAAAGAAACUAAAAGUAUCAUCGAAGUACCAAACAAAAGAAUCGUUGGUGAAGGCCAAGUCAUCUGAUAACCUAAGUCCUCAAAAAUUGACAAAGAUAAAAGAGAAGAAAAUUGAUAAAUCAAAAAAGAAGGCAUCAAUUGAAAAGGUAAUGAAAGUAUCCAAAACAUUAUCUUCUGAAUCUAAGACACAAAAGACAAAACUUCUCAAAAAGGAAAAAUCUGUGGGGAAAAAGCAAAUAGGAGAUGGGAAAUUGAAGAAAGUUGAAAGUAAAAUGCAGUCAAAGAAAGUAGUUGUUGGGACCCCGAAGUCGCUAAAAGCUGCAAAACCUAGAGGUAGACCAAGGAAAGAAGAAAAUUCAAAGCUGGUAGGGAAAUCUUCGAAAAAAGUUGCUUUAAAAUCUACUGGACGACCACGAAAAACAGCACAAGAAUCCAAAAAACUAGGAAGGCCAGUUACAAAAAAAGAAAAGACUAGCAAAACUGCAGAAGCGCCCAAAAAACAUGGAAAAACAGCCAAGAAAAUUGGAACGAGUAAAUCUGGAAAGCCAGCUAAGGUGAGAGCAGAUGGAAAAGCAAAGAAAACUGGAAGUCCAACGACAACAAAGAAAAAAGAAGAAACAUCUUUGAAAUCCUCAAGUUCUGUUGUUCAAAGGAUUGUGGCAGCAAAGUUGAAGCGUUUAGGAAAAUCCAACGCUAAUUCCAAAGUAAAAAUAGCUGUGAAAUUAAAAUCUGCUGUUAAAACAAAAGACAAAAAGUCCACAAUCAAGCCUAAAUCUGUAACAAAAACCGCUACAGCCAAAUCCAAGGAAAAGUUUGUUACAAAGAAAAAACUGAAUUCAACAAAAGAAAAUAGUAAACGGAAACCAGUGCCAGUCAAACUUAGUUUGAAAAAGCAAGAAUCCAAAGCUAAGAUAGCAAAAUUAAAAUCUGUUAAAAAAAUUCAGGAUAAAAAGAAGGCUGCUGGGAAAGGAUCGUUGAAUGAAAAGAAAAAAACUGAGAAGAAAGUUAUUAAAGCUAAAACAGCAACAACUAAAGGAGGAAGAUCAACAAGUGUACAACAAAAAGAGAAGAAAAAGAGUUUGAUAAAGCAGGUGAAAAAAGAAGUAAAGAUGGGAAAGACUUCCCUGUCAAAGUCCAAGAAAACUCCAGUAAAGGCUGCUCAAGUGAAGAAACCACAGAAUGUUGACAAGAAAAAGAUACAGAAUAACCCAAAGUCGAAAACAAGUGUAAAAUCUCCACAGAAAAAAAAAACUAGUAGCACAGAACCGAGGGAAAACAUCAGUGGAUCAAAGUUCAGUACCGGACCACUUUCUAAUGUAAAAUGGAGUCCGUGGACGGCAGUGAUCUCCCCAAAAUCGAAUGGAGCUGAUUGGUCCAAGUCUCGGGGCUGGUGCAGUGGCCAUUCAAACGAGGCACUCUACCAAGGACACGGGGCCACUCAGGCUCUGUACGAGGCAGCAGUGGUGCCCCCUGGCAGCAACAACAAAUAUGCAGUGACUUACAGUGUUGGAGAGGGUUCCCCGGCUGACCGAGUUUGGGACUGUUUCAAUGCUCCACAUAUACGACAACAAGUUCAACGUGUUGUCAAAGACAAAGGUGCUAUCUACGUUCGUCGAGGUGUAAUCGCAGGUCGUGCUAAAGAUAGUCUUCUCAAGGCUGAGACAUACAUCAAAGAAAACUUUGACUAUGCUUGGCAUGGAAGACAACGCACAACAGAGGUCAGAAAGGAGGGAUUCGUGUUGGCAAAAACCUGAACAUGUGUGACAACGCACAACAGAGGUCAGAAAGGAGGGAUUCGUGUUGGCAAAAACCUGAAUAUGUGUUCUUCUCAAUUUGUGUAUAUGGGAGUGGUCACUGUACUAAACUAGGUGCAUAGAUCAUGAGAAUUUUUUUGUUUGAAUGAAUGGUUGAUUGAUUGUAAAAAUUACAGUUUUAUCCAAGGAUAUUCAGAGGUCACCUGGCCUGUAUGGCCAGAAGCUGAAGGCAUGGUGCGGAGCCUGUCCUUCAGCUGUCGCUGUCCUGUCAACUUUUCAUAAAAAUCGCUAAUAGAUUUACCAUUAUUUAUAUUCACACCUUUGUAAAACCUGUUUUAAUGAAAACAAGAAAAUAAUAUUUAUCUAUCACAUACCUUUGUAAAGCAUUGUAAUUGAUUUUAGGCUCCUAGAUUUGUGUCUAACAUUUUAUAAUUGUUCAUACAUGAUUGUAGUGUUCCAUUUAAUCCAUUAGUUGUUUUACCUCUUUUAUCAGUUGAUUAUGAUUUUCUGUGAUUGGAUAUGAUCAUGGUUUUACUUUAACGUGGAGAAUUUUCACAAGAUGUUUAGUUUUAAAGCAACAUCAUGUUAACAAUUUUUUUUGUUUUAAUUAUUAUCAUUAUUCCAUAUUAUAUAUCAAAUGUAUCACUUACGAACAAUGAAAUAUGUAAGCGAUGAUGUAAAAUAAUCUCUUGCUGUUAAUCAACUGUCUGGAUAUAUAUAGAGGUUACACAACGAGUGGUUGUUGGAUAUGGAAUUUAUUUCACACGAGUAAGUUAUUUUUUAAAAGUUACAAAAGACACGAGCUUUA